AAUCCCACGUGACGUCACCCUAGGGUGACGUGAUGCUCUCUAAAUAGAUCGUAUUGUAAUCUUUUCUCAGUCCAGCGUGGUUUCAUCUGAGAGGCUGCUUCACAUUUUCUGCAAUUGUUUGUUUUAUGAGGACUCGGCUGGAGUGAUGAACUCAGAGCAGGAAAGGCCUUUUGUGUGCAGCGCUCCUGGAUGUUCUCAGCGAUUUCCCACCGAGGACCACCUGAUGAUUCACAGACACAAGCAUGAGAUGACGUUGAAGUUCCCCUCCAUAAAGAAUGACAGCCUGUUAUCAGACCAGACACCAACUCCGACACGCUUCCUGAAGAACUGUGAGGAGGUGGGCUUGUUCAGCGAGCUUGACUGCUCCAUCGAGCAGGAGUUCCGCAAGGCCCAGGAAGAGGAGGACCACAAACAGAACAUCUCCAUGCAGCACCAGCAGUCCCACUCGAGGAUGGGCAGCCAUGACAGCAGCGUGGUGAUCCAGCAGGCCCUCCCCUCUCCCCAGUCCAGCUCUGUAAUAACACAGGCUCCAUCAACCAACAGACACAUCAGGCAUGGGAAGCUGGCACCGGGUGUGAUGCUGUCCGAUCAGUCCCUCGAAACCCUUACGUUGAGGGUACGGUGGUGUCCUUUUGGUGUUCAGAUGGAGAGACAGAUGUCCAUGGGUCUGAUGGGGAUGCUGGGCCCGUCCCACACCAGCUCCUGCUCCUCCACUCCGGUUGCUUCCAUGCACUCAGAGGCCAAACUGAGGCUGAAGGCUGCACUUUCGCACCACCCGGGGGCCAUCGCCAAUGGCAACAUGAACUCCAUGGGUCACAUGAUGGAGAUGAUGUCGUCACGUCAGGAGCAAGGGGUCCACCACCCCAUGCACUCGCACCCCCACCAGCACAUGCAGGCGCCUCCCCAUGCCUACCAACAACAUGGCCACCACCACCACAGCCAUGCCCACGGGCAGGGCGUACACCAUCAGCCCCAGGGUCACAACCCCCAUCACAGCUCCCACAACCACCAACUCCACCCCGGCCCCCCGCACCAGACCUCACCGCAUGGUGCCAUGCACUCCUCACAGAUGUCCCCUGCCGCCCAGCAGAUGCAGCCCACCCAGACCAUGCAGUCCCCGGCCUCGAGCGGCGGGCGGCGCCGGCGGGUGGUGGACGAGGACCCAGAUGAACGCAGGCGGAAGUUCCUGGAGCGGAACCGGGCGGCGGCCACCAGGUGCCGGCAGAAGAGGAAAGUGUGGGUGAUAUCGCUGGAGAAGAAGGCAGAGGAGCUGACGCAGACCAACAUGCAGCUCCAGAAUGAAGUCACCAUGCUAAAGAGUGAGGUGACACAACUCAAGCAGCUUCUCCUCACCCACAAAGACUGUCCCAUCACCAGCCUGCAGAAGGACUCCCAAGGCUAUCUCAGUCCGGAGAGCAGUCCUGCCAGCAGCCCGGCCCCAGUGUGUUCCCAGCAGCAGGUCAUCCAGCACAACACCAUCACCACCUCAACCACGACAGUCGGGGGCAGCGGUGUACACGGAGAGGCUAACCACCGCAGAGACAUUCACCCCAUCCACUAGAGGCCAGGGAGACUAGCAGAAGCCUAUACCCCCAACCCAGAUCUGCAAGGGCCGCCUCUCAGUACAGUUGCACAGUGCCUCAUCCUCCAUCAGCAACACUUCCUCAAGCCUGCAAGGAACUUGUUUAUACAGUAGCUAUAUAUUUUUAUAGAGCCCUCCCUAUUAACAAACGUUUUAACUCCUCAAUUAAUCCCUUUUUAUUUUCCUUUGUCUUUUCCAUGUAUUUGUUGUGUGUGGCCGUCCUUUUCCAUAUUGUAUUUGUACAAGCGUAAAGGGGUUGUCCCGGUUAAAACCAUGCAUCAUUAAUGUAACCUUUGCGUGUAUGUGUGUGUGUGUGUGUGUGUGUGUGUGUGUGUUGUACACAUACUCUGGUACAAGCUGUGAGGUUGUAGUCAUUGGACUAUAUGAAAUCAGGGAAGUUAGCCUGGGAGAGUAUUUCUCGGUCACCUGCCCCUUCCCUCUUUUUCUCACUUUUUUUGUUUUAUACAACCGAUGUGAACAAUAAGCCAGUUACUGGGGUGGAGAGAUGGGUCAGAACAUGUGUGUGUGUGUGUGUGUGUGCCCUUAGAAACAGUAUAUAGACUGUGUAUAGUAUAUAGCACGAGUCUCUGAUAACGUGCUCAGUGUGUGAUCGUACACGUGAUGUUCCUGCCUUUUUAGGAGAAAGAAAUUUUACUCAAACUGUUGCCAUAAUGUUUCUAAGACUAGUUAUAUAUAUAUAUAUAUAUAUAUAUAUAUAUAUAUAUAUAUAUAUAUAUAUAUCAAUAAUAUCUAUAUAUUUAACCCAUGGUGGUGUUGAGUGUUAUGGAAAACACAUCAUAUUUUGAAAAACAGUAUAUGGUCACAAGAGCAGAGCAAUACGUACCAGUAUUGAUAUGUGAUAUCGUAUGUGAUGAUAAUGAUUAUGAGUGAGUGUUUGAGUGCUUAUGUGUGUAGGUGUGUGCGUGCGAGUGUGUGCAUGCGUGUGUGCCCCUUAAGACUAGCGUGGUCUAUCCAAUCAGGGCUGAGAGGACCCACAGUCAGCUAGAACAUAACUUUGAUACCAGUUGGAAGCUCAGGGGCUAGGACAGCCCCCCCCCCUCCUUAGGACCAAGAGAAGGUUUAAUGGACAAAUCCUGUUUCCCUCAUUAAAGGAUCACAUGCAUUUGCCUUCAAUUGCAGAUAAAAAUAAAAUGCAUUUUAAAGUUCCAGUAUGUAACAUUCCCGUGUGCUUGUGCUUGUACUCUCUUGUCUACAUAAUAGGCUUUGGUGGGGAUGGAAGACGAAAUUAACAAUUGUAAAGAGUGCGAGUGUGAUUCGAUGUGUUAGAUGAGCUAUGUUGUUCCUUACAUAACUGCCCGUGUUUUACUGUCUUUUAAGAGGUGCACUUCCUAGCUAUACUUUCCAAAAUGUCACAAGUUGCCUAAAAUCUUUUUUAGAAAUGAUUUGUUUGCUUGCUAAAGGCAAGAAAAAAUAUUUUUUUCCUUUAAGAUUACCUCACUUAUGUCUCAAAUUUCUAAUUCAUUUGAUAUUUAUUUUCACAAUGUCUUGUGAUCAACAAUGUUUAGCAAAUGUUGACCUUGUCAGGGAAGUUCACUGCAUUUGAAUUAAAGUUAGGAAAGAAAAGUAGACACCCAUUUCACAUUGAAUUCUUUCUUUAUAUAGUCCUCCCAUCUCAUCAUGUUGGUUAUAGUAGUGUAGUUCUAAUAUCCCCUUGCCUUUGGGCCAUGAGAUGGCGAACCAGCCUGCCGGCCAGCAGGAGCUUAAGGGUGCAGAAAUGCUCUUGCUGAUUUCACCGAGAUCAGAGAGCUGUCUAUGCAUUUUGUCUUCUGCCAAGCCAGAGGUUAGAAUAGCCAUACGGUCUGAGUAGUUUGCAUGUGAUCUCCUCCCCCCAUCCCCAGCCAGGAUUUCACACACCCAUGACAUGUGUGUGGCAUGGACGAUACAUAUAAGGAUGUCAAGUAGAGGCAGCGUUAUUACCUAAUUCGGAGCCUUUCACUUCAGAGUUAGAUCAGCCUGCCCUUCAACUUUGAACUCAGCAUCCAUCAGUCAAGACGGGCCAGCCGCGCGCCUGAUACCCCCCCCCCCCCCCAUCUCUGUCGUCCAGUAUAAAGGAAAGCUUUUAUGCGAACUGGACUGUAGUAAAGAAUGUAUAUUAACCGGUGAACUCAAUUAUAUUCUCUUUAAAAUGUAACAUAGCUUUUUUGUAGCAAUCUUAUUAUGCACUAAAAAAAAAGCUUGCCUUAUCUUGAGUUUAACUUAGAUCCUUACAGCAUUCCAAACUAACCUCUUGCAUUGGAAAUUGUGGCAAUGAACUCUGAGAUGCCUAAAAACUGGAAUCAUAGGAAGACCAUUUUGAGAUUCAGACUAAUCGUUUUUGAUGUAGUUGCAUCGAUGGCUUUCGACCAAGGUUUGUGUGUAAAUGAUGAAAGGGAGAUAUGGGGAGACGAAGAGUUAAGUAUGAAGAGUGUAAGCGUGAAUGUUAUUACAUAUGUCAUGCAAGAACAAUUCAUACAGUGUCAUAUAAAUGUAUAAUUUUUUAAAUCUAAACCCUAUACAUAUUGUAUAGAAUGUGAUUCAUUUAUUUUAUCUUGUACAUGUAAGGUAACCUUUCUUUUUUACGAAAAUUGAGAAAAUGCGUGCUACGUGUUUUGUAAAUAAUGUUUGCAUAGCACUUGUUAUCUACGUUGAGAAGUUCAUUUCAGCGCCUAAAUAUAUUGUGUGAUGAAUUUAUAAAUCCUUUCUUGCCUAUAUAACUUUGUACAGUACAUUUCCUCUUGUUUUUUUUAACUGUACAGAUGCUAUGCGUCUAAGUAGCUACAUUAUGAUAUGGAAAUAAAGCACUUGUUCUGGAACAGACAUCUCCUUCAAUAGAAGAGGAUGGCAGGGCAAACCACACCUUUUCUUUUCAAUAGAGCAACUACAUGUGUGUUAUACAGUUUAAAAAGCACAGUUUUUGCUCCAGGUUACAUGGAUGUUUUUGCCAAAAUGUACAAACAAUUACCAGCGUUAUUCAAUUUACAGAAUCAAUUCAACCUGCAAUAUGCCACCAUUUUUGUUUAUGUAGUCAUAAUUUUUGUUUAACAUAAAAUACAUGCAAUUUUAAUGUAGAGUAUAAAUCCCUUACACCCAAAACAAUAGACCCAGGGGAGAGUCAUUGUCUAAAUGCACUGUGCAAACUAGGAUUCCCAGGUCAGAUAGUCCUGGUCUAAAUGCACUUAUGAAACAAAGAAAAUUGCUGACCUAGAAUCCAGAAAUGUACAAACUGAAGAACAUUAAUUAUCAGUGCAUCAUUGUGGAGCAAUUAUAUUCUUAAUAAAUGGGAAAUGUUCCACCUUUUAGAAUAAGCGUUUUAAAAAAUAAUGUGCCUGCACAGCCUUGCAAAAAUAAGAUCAAUCAACAUGUAAAUUAACUGUCCGUAGUCGGGCUGCACGGAGUGGAGGCCUUUCAGCAUCGACAGCCUCAGUGCCAACCA
Gadus macrocephalus (Pacific cod) is the source of this 5015-nucleotide messenger RNA. RefSeq names its product cAMP responsive element binding protein 5b (gene creb5b). Gene Ontology annotation, molecular function: cAMP response element binding; DNA-binding transcription factor activity, RNA polymerase II-specific. The transcript is spliced from 11 exons. The record is from RefSeq and is a predicted model, not a curated record. Bases 146 to 1561 code for a protein of 471 amino acids. Gene Ontology annotation, biological process: regulation of transcription by RNA polymerase II. Lineage: Eukaryota; Metazoa; Chordata; Actinopteri; Gadiformes; Gadidae.